Messenger RNA from Huiozyma naganishii CBS 8797, 1686 nucleotides. It is a transcript of the gene COQ8, whose product is annotated as protein kinase COQ8. Lineage: Eukaryota; Fungi; Ascomycota; Saccharomycetes; Saccharomycetales; Saccharomycetaceae. The record is from RefSeq and is a predicted model, not a curated record. The transcript has a single exon. Gene Ontology annotation, cellular component: extrinsic component of mitochondrial inner membrane. Gene Ontology annotation, molecular function: kinase activity. Gene Ontology annotation, biological process: ubiquinone biosynthetic process. The coding region runs from base 1 to 1686 and encodes 561 amino acids.
AUGUCGACGAGGAAGAAUCUCUACUAUUUGUGGUGUGUUGGUUCGUCCGCUAAAGAUGUGGUCAAGAGGGCUGCUGCCAUCACGUCAGGCGGUUUGGAGACGUGGGUUAACACCUCCCCCGUGGUCAAUUCCGUGCUGUCACGGUACCAGUGGUAUUCUGAUCCACAGUGGGACAAGGCGGUGGAGUUGUCGCGGAAGGCGCAGGUGGCGGCCCCACCGAAAACUGGCGGAACGCCACAGACAAAGGCAGGCCAAGUGAGACACUACUCAACUACAGCUAGGCCUUUCGUGAGGGGUGGGAAGCCUGAAGAUGCUGCUACGCAGGGAGAGGGGGAAGAAAAAGAAGCCGAUGGAUCCAGGCAAAUGCAAAGCUCGAGUGUCCCCGCGUCUAGACUGUCGAGACUGUUCCAUUACGGUAGCCUGGCGGCAGGCGUUGGUAUGAAUGUCGCAGCCCAUGGUAUCAGCGAGAUGGCGAAGGGCAAUUCCCCAACGAUGAAAUCUUUGAUUCUGUCAGACUCGAACAUCGAAAGAAUCACGAGGAAGUUUGCACAGAUGAGAGGUGCAGCUUUGAAAAUUGGUCAGCUCAUGUCCUUCCAGGACGAAAAAGUAUUACCCAGGGAGCUCUACGUGAUUCUGUCAAAGGUUCAAAAUAGCGCCAAUUUCAUGCCUCAGAGACAAUUGCUGAGAGUAUUGAAAAGGGAACUCGGUGAAGACUGGAGAGACAAGUUCCAAACAUUUGAUGAGGUCCCCAUUGCCGCGGCAAGUAUAGGGCAGGUUCACUCAGCUGUAUUGGCAGACGGUACCAAAGUGGUUGUGAAGAUUCAAUACCCAGGUGUCAAGGACUCGAUUGACUCAGACUUGAAUAACCUUCUUCUGCUGCUUACCGCGUCGAGCCUACUGCCCAGGGGGCUGUUCCUAGAUAAGACAAUAGCAAAUGCCAGGAAGGAGCUUAGAUGGGAGUGCGAUUAUCUAAGAGAGGCGAAAGCGUUACAGAAAUUUGAAAAGUUGUUAAAGGACGAUCCCGUGUUCACAGUACCACACGUUUUUGAAGAUUACACCACACCCAAUGUGCUUACAAUGUCCAUGAUGGAAGGUGAUGAAAUCAUGAAAUUGCCGACACAUGUCGAGACCCAGGAGGUAAAGAACUUCAUCGCGGAACACAUCAUGAGACUGUGUCUUGAGGAGAUCGCGACUUUUGAAUACAUGCAGACCGAUCCAAACUGGGCUAACUUCUUGUACAAUAGCAAAACUCACAAAAUAGAACUGCUAGAUUUCGGUGCAUCAAGACCCUUCCCGCAUGACUUCAUACAGAAGUAUAGAAAGCUACUCACGUACGCAACUGCAGGUAAUAGACCAGGCGCGCAAGAGAUGUCCAAGCAAUUGGGAUACCUAACGGGACUCGAAUCACAGGCAAUGAUUGACGCACAUGUUGACAGUGUCAUGACUCUGGGUGAACCGUUUGCGGGGGACCUCGAAACCUCUUUUGAUUUUAAGGACCAAACGGUUUCCGACAGAAUCAGGGGAAACAUCGGCUUGAUGCUGAACGAAAGGUUAUGCCCACCACCGGAGGAGACAUACUCUUUGCACAGGAAAUUCAGUGGGAUUUUCCUACUUUGUGCAAAGUUAAGGGCGUCCGUUCCCUGUUCGAAAUUGUUCCACGAUAUAUUCGCCGUUAAAGAUACCUGA